This is a messenger RNA of Gymnogyps californianus (California condor), 598 nucleotides long. Its product is annotated as histone H2A type 2-C-like. Bases 1 to 390 code for a protein of 129 amino acids. Lineage: Eukaryota; Metazoa; Chordata; Aves; Accipitriformes; Cathartidae. The transcript has a single exon. The record is from RefSeq and is a predicted model, not a curated record. Gene Ontology annotation, molecular function: DNA binding; structural constituent of chromatin; protein heterodimerization activity. Gene Ontology annotation, cellular component: nucleosome.
AUGUCGGGCCGGGGGAAGCAGGGCGGCAAGGCCCGCGCUAAGGCCAAGUCCCGUUCCUCCCGUGCCGGCCUCCAGUUUCCCGUGGGCCGCGUCCAUCGCUUGCUGCGCAAGGGCAAUUACGCCGAGCGGGUGGGCGCCGGAGCUCCCGUCUACUUGGCCGCCGUCAUGGAGUACCUGACAGCCGAGAUCCUGGAGCUGGCAGGGAACGCCGCCCGGGAUAACAAGAAGACGCGGAUCAUUCCUCGGCAUCUCCAGCUAGCCGUCCGUAACGAUGAGGAGCUCAACAAGCUGCUGGGUGGCGUUACUAUCGCCCAGGGGGGUGUUCUGCCCAACAUCCAGGCUGUGCUGCUGCCCAAGAAGAGCGAGAGCCACAAGGCCAAGGGCAAGUGAGGUGGCGAUGGGGAGGCGGGGGGAGCUGCUUUGAGGAAGCCUGAAGAUUUUUGUGGUGGUUUUUUCUGUUUGUUUUUUAAACCCAAAGGCUCUUUUCAGAGCCACCCACUGCUUCAGGAAAAGGGCUGGAGGAACAGAAGCAAUAGGGGCCUGCUGCUGAUGAAUUCAUUGUUGUCUGGUUCUUUAUUCUUCCACGGGGGAAAUACCC